Messenger RNA from Opisthorchis viverrini, 3323 nucleotides. RefSeq lists its product as hypothetical. NCBI's taxonomy places the organism in Eukaryota, Metazoa, Platyhelminthes, Trematoda, Opisthorchiida, Opisthorchiidae. The record is from RefSeq and is a predicted model, not a curated record. The transcript is spliced from 18 exons. Gene Ontology annotation, molecular function: protein binding; metal ion binding. Bases 13 to 3084 code for a protein of 1023 amino acids.
GAAAAUGAACGGAUGCCAACGGCGCAUUACGCUCUGAUGCACAAUGAACUCGAAGCAGUCCAGUUCCUGAUCGGUCAUGGGUUUCAAGUGGACUCGGUUGUGGAACCUGCUAACAGGACGUUAUUGCAUGCAUUGUGUCAAAAAAGUCCAGAAGAUAAGAAACAUUCGGAACAUCUCGGUUUGGCACAAUCCCUUCUAAGCAAGGACGGCAAUGCAUUUGUAGCUGAUGCUAAUGGAAACACUCCAGUGCAUGUUGCUUUACUUCACUUCAAUACCUCUAUGUUUGGUUUGCUAAUGGAACACGUGAAAGAGGCUGAUUUGAAUGCUGCAAACAACAUGGGUUUCCCGUUAAUAUGGCUGGCGUUGGUUGCUGACUUUGGAUUCGAUCAGAGGACGUUACUCGAUGCAAUUGGAUUUUCACGUUCUUGUUCUAGCCCACAAUCAUGUUCGUUUUCCAAAACUCUUGUGCUUGCGGGAGCAGACGUCAACUAUCGGUUUGCCAAAAGCGUGAAAGAAUCUUCGAAUCGAGUUGAUGCGAUGCCUGAUACGAAUCUACCAGAAGCCGGUGACACUUUAUUGAUCGCCUGUGCGCGCUGUGGUCUUGAUGCAGCCGCUUUAUUUCUUUUGCAACAACCUGCCUGUUUAGUAAAUGCUGAAUCGGCGACGGUUCCCGGUGAGACAGUGUUUCACGUAGCCAUCGAGUCCAAACUGACCUCUCUCUGCCAUAGUCUAGCAACUUCAUAUCAAGCUGACCCCAAUCGGCUGCGGAUGAAGGAAGUUCGGUGCAAAUCGUUCCCCACCAAACCUUCCUGUCCACAGCAACCCAGCCCACCUCCUCCGUUUGCGGAGACGAAAAAGCUAGAACCAUUUGAUCUUUUCCCUGAUGAUGAAGAGUUCCUUCAACAUCCAACACGACCGGUCAACGAAGAUCAGUUUGUCACACCGUUUGAUGCGGAAUCUUUGUCUGAACGCCUAGAUCCUGACGGUGAGGGUCAGAAUCUGAGUGUUUCUGAGGUCAGUUUAGAAAAAGCUACUCCUGUCCAGCAAGCGGAAGCACCCUGUCGACAGACGGAAAAGCGAACGCCUUUGCAUCUAGCCAUGGCCCGUGGAAUGACCCAACUUAUUGAACUCUACCUCGAUCAAAAGGCUAACUGUGAACCGGAUUGGCUGCUGCAGGACGAGACGGGGGAUUCAGUUUUCAGCUUGGCCCUAUGGACUGCACAAUUCGAUCUAGCUAGCCGUAUUCUUAUUGCUGCCUCCCGCCAAUAUCAACAGCAUGCUGUCCAACCAUUGCCUAACGGAUCAACGAACAACACGGUGAUGCAGUUCGACUGCGGAACGGGUCUGUCGCUGCUACAGCGGGCCGUGGAGCGAGAUCAGCUUGAAGCAGUUCGCUUUCUUCUUCGUCAUCGUGUUGAUGCGAACAUCAGCUUUGGCUCAUCUGGAACACCUCCGACUUCGAAUUUGGAUGUUGAGCGUCAAUUACUCUCCAUCAACCUCAGUCUCGCCGAUUCUAUAGUCUGUCCUUUAUGGUCUUCGCUGCUGAGAAAUCAGCCGAAUAUUGCUCAACUUUUGUACCGAGUACUACGCAAUGUUGUCAAUGAUUCCGCAUCUGGCACGAUUGUUCGGGAUCUCAGCCUUCCGAUCCGAGUUUAUUGUGCAUGCGUAAACACCAAAGAGGAGUUAGUGGCUGCUUGUGGUGACAGUCUACACAACAGCUUUGACGGUUGCUUUUGGUCGCUUUGCUUCUAUCGAAUCGAUGGAUUGUCUUUUCAGAACGAAUGUUUCCUCGGAUAUCUGCGUGGUUGUGAUGUAAAUGCCACCCCUCGAUAUCCACAAAUGUUCAAAACCCAUACAGCUUGGCAUCCUUUGCACAUGGCUUCCGCUAACGGAUUGCUCGAAACGGUCCGAUGUUUGUUACGAUGUGGGCGUGCUGAUGUAAAUCGACAGGACAUCGACGGAAACACAGCUGUACACUUAGCUGUUUGUGCUGGCCACAACCGAAUUGUUGAGAUUCUUCUACAGUGUCCGGUGUUGGACUGUGGCGUGAAAAACUCCCUAGGCCAUACAGCGUUUCAUGUAGCCAUGGAAUGUCGCAACGUUAAAGCUGCUCAGUCCCUACUUUCACGGGAUUCAACUUUGGCAUUGCAGACCGAUAACCUGGGGAGAAAUUUCCUUCACAUCGCUCUACAAAAUGUGGAUCGCGCUGCUGUGUUUUUCCUUAUUCAAACUGGGAUGAAUCUGAAUCAGUGCGUAAACGAUUCCACGCAAUACACACCUUUGCACUUAGCUAUAAUAGCUGGGGUGCCAGAGGACGUCUUUCGCAGUCUACUACUAGCUGGGGCAUCGAUCAGUUCACGAACUCCACAGAAGCAUACUCCAUUACACUUAUGCAUACUACACAAUCGCCCCGAGUUGCUCAAUUGCCUGAUUGAAAACGGUGCCGAGGUCAACGAACAGGAUUCAGAAAUGAACACACCCCUUCAUUUGGCUGUCAGGAACGCCAAUAUUCCAUGUUUGACGAUACUUUUGGCACAGCCUCAGACCGAUUGUUGCAUAAUGAAUAUCCGAGGUCAACUCCCGAUCCACCUCCUUGCGGAACAAAAUUCUGCCACAGCUGUUGAAAUUCUUCAACAUCUUUUCGAAGUUUGUGUAACCCCGCAAAUCAACUCCAAGGAUGCGGCUGGGAAUACUCCUCUACUUUUGGCCUAUCGUUCCGGGAAUGUGCCAUUGUGUAUUGCGUUAGUUCAUGCCGGUGCAUCCCUUGGGUUAACCAAUGCUGAUGGUCACUCGAUGUUCAGUCUCAGUCGCCUGCGGAAGCGAUCGGCAUCUCCAGAUCGGAUACUGAUGCAAAUCCUAGACUCUCUGAUGCAAGAACCUCUUUGGGAAGAUGGACCGAGUUGUGUUGAAUGCCAAGCGAAAUUUGGAUUGACCUACCGGAAGCACCAUUGUCGCCACUGUGGUCGCCUUCUUUGUGCGCAAUGUUCCAACUUCGAGGUUCCGAUUAUCAAGUUCGGCAUAAACAAACCGGUUCGCGUAUGUGAAACAUGCUUUGACUUUUUGAAUAAUCCCCUCGGUCUCUGAUCGAAUAUGCCAUUUAUUGCCUCUCGUACUGACGAUCUCCUUUACUUUGAUUUCGGACUAGGGGGCCCUACUUUUUUUCCCGGCGUACUUUUGCGCUGAGUUACUGUUUUUAUUUUUCCUAUACUCUGUGAUACAUUUGAAAGUUUCAAUGUGAUGGCUCAUACAAUCUACCCUACUUGAUUUCCUUCGUUGAUUGAACCUUGUACAUUCAAGAGUCACAAUAUACCAGUGCAUCUUCA